AUGGAUACCGUUGCCAGUGCAAGAAGGGUUACGAGGGCAACCACUACUUCCCACUUGGUUGCAAAGCAUGUUUUCGGUUUCGUUUUCUUGAACUUGGGCUUAAUUCCAUGUCAAACUGUUCGAUCUGCAGAUGUUAAUGAGUGCCUGAUCCCAAAUCUCAAUAGUUGCACAUCACCAAAGAGAUGCAUUAACACAGAAGGGAAUUAUACAUGUUCUUGCCCUAAGUGGCACAGUGGGGACGGAAGAAAAGAUGGUGAAUCGUGCACUUUGAACCUCCGACUAGUAAACAAGACUGCCAUUGCUAGUGGUGUAGGCUUUAUAUUACUGCUGGUCUCUAGCACAUGGAUGUAUUUGAUAAUCAAGCAAAGAAAGCUAAUCAGGCUUAGAGAAAAAUUCUUUCGCCAAAAUGGUGGUGUGAUUUCAAGUCAACAACUCUCCAGACAAGAAAAUUCAGUUCAAAUAGCCAAGAUCUUUAGCUCAGAAGAGCUCAAAAAGGCUACCAACAAUUAUCAUGAGAAUUCAAUCAUUGGUGAAGGAGGGUUUGGGACAGUUUAUAAAGGUGUUUUAUCCGAUAAAAGAGAUGUGGCAAUCAAGAAGUCCAAACUUGUGGGUAAGAUCCAAAUUGAACAGUUCAUCAACGAGGUGCUUGUACUUUCUCAGAUUAACCAUAUAAAUGUUGUUAAACUCCUAGGUUGUUGUUUGGAGACAGAAGUCCCUUUACUAGUCUAUGAGUUCAUCUCCAAUGGCACGCUUUUCGAGCACAUGCAUCAUAAAAAUAGACCAUCACCAGUUUCAUGGGAGACUCGUCUUAAGAUAGCUGCAGAAACAGCAGAGGCAUUAUCUUAUCUGCACUCUGCAGCCUCUCCACCGAUAAUUCAUAGAGAUGUCAAGUCUUCAAACAUAUUAAUAUAUGGUAAUUACACAGCUAAAGUGUCUGAUUUUGGAGUUUCAAGAUUGAUUUCAUUACACCAAAUAGAAGUGGCUACGUUGGUACAAGGAACUCUUGGAUACUUGGACCCUGAAUAUUUGCAAACCAGCCAAUUGACUGUGAAAUGUGAUGUUUAUAGCUUUGGCGUCAUCCUGAUAGAGUUACUAACCGGAGAAAAGCCGCUUUCAUUUGAUAGGCCGGAGGAGAAGCGAAGUCUGGCUAUGUAUUUUCUUUCUGCUGUUAAAGAGGAUAGACUGUCUGAAAUUCUUGAGCAGAAUCUAGGGAUUGCAAGAAAGAAGACGCAGCUGAAGGAAGUGGCUAAUCUUGCAAGGAGGUGCAUCGAAUUGAAAGGGGAAAAUAGGCCUACCAUGAAGGAAGUAGCGGCUGAACUGGAAGGUUUAAGAAAGAUUGACAAGCGUUCUUGGGUUAACGUUGGUUCCAAUUCAGAAGAGAGAGAGUACUUGCUGGGGGAGACAUCCUAUUCUUAUAAAAUAUGAUGUUGCUAUUAAAAGCAGUGUUGUAUAUGAUAGCAUGAAGGACCAUACGAUGGUAACCUUUGAUGGUGGGAGAUGACAGGAGUUUCUUCAUAUAUCUUGUUUCGGGAUACCAUGUUGCAUAUAAUGUUGUUUUCAUAAGUUUUCCAUGCGUUGUUUUGCAUAUAAUGUUGUCUGGUUUCUCUGUUUCAAAUGUUCUUGUUUAGAUUCUAUUUCUGUACCAUUUUCACUAAUCUAGACAUGUUAGAUUGCUGUCAUGAGAUCAGACUUAUUGUAAAUAUCAUGAAAAUGAAUAAAAAUAGAAAGCAAUAGAUAAUGUAUAGAAAGACAUGCAAGCAAUUAUUGUAACAUUUUUUUUCUCUGUUGGUA
Messenger RNA from Juglans microcarpa x Juglans regia, 1791 nucleotides. RefSeq names its product wall-associated receptor kinase 2-like. NCBI's taxonomy places the organism in Eukaryota, Viridiplantae, Streptophyta, Magnoliopsida, Fagales, Juglandaceae. Gene Ontology annotation, cellular component: plasma membrane. Bases 1 to 1425 code for a protein of 474 amino acids. Gene Ontology annotation, molecular function: protein serine/threonine kinase activity; calcium ion binding; ATP binding. Gene Ontology annotation, biological process: protein phosphorylation; cell surface receptor signaling pathway. The transcript is spliced from 3 exons. The record is from RefSeq and is a predicted model, not a curated record.